GUUCCUCCCAGUCUGGGUGGUGACGGGGGUGGUGGUGGUAUCAAGGACCCAGGCGACCUGCUCCGUUUGCCAGCCUGUCCUCGGCUAGAAGUUCUCCGGUCACCUCGGAAGAUACCUUGGGAAGGUAGUCAGUUUUGGCCUCCUGAAGCCUCCGUAGUUUUGCAGGGAUACCAAGAGACCAGCUGUGGACUGUGUGACAUUUUGUUUUCAUUGUACUGGCCUUAACACAGGGACAGCAACAAGCACCAUCUAACGGACCUCUUUGUUAGCGAGCGAGUAGGUUAGGCCAAAGUUAGGCCUGGUUGAGAACUUUCCUGCCUGAUAGAAAAUGGCUGCCACAGAGUCAUGGGAGGUAGCUGCCUUUGACCCUGAGUUUCAAGCUGCCUUUGCACAAGCAAUGGGAAAACCAACAAGGCCUGAGCUGGGCAUAGAAGACCCUGGUGCCACACAAGUGGGAAACGCAGGAUUGCUGCUGCGGGAGGUUCAACCAAGACCAUAUGAAAAGUCACUUCAGUGUUGGGAACUCGAGUUCCAGGAGUUUCUGGAGGCGGAAGACUGUCCCUGGGAAGACAGGUUGCAGGGUGGGCUGAGCCCAUGGGAGAACACGGAGGUCUUCUUAGCGUCGUUCCAGCAGGUUGCCCUGGCUUGCCGUUGGCCCCGGAAAGAGUGGGUGGCUCGAUUGUUGCCGGCCCUGGAUGAGGAAGCUGAGAAGGCCUUCCAUAGUCUGGAUGACAAAGACCAAGGCAACUUCUGGAAGGUGAAGAGGGCCAUUUUGCAAAGGGAGGCCAUGAACCGGGAGCGGAAGCGGCAGCAGUUCCGACGGUUCUGCUACCAGGAGGCCAGCGGCCCCAGGGAGGUCUUCCUUCAGCUCCAGCACCUUUGCCAUCAGUGGCUGAAAGCAGAGCAACAGACCAAGGAGCAGAUCCUGGAGCAACUGAUUCUGGAGCAGUUCCUCAACAUCCUACCAAGGGAAAUGCAGACCUGGGUCAAGGAGCGGGGCCCCGUAACCUGCAAUCGGGCUGUGGCCCUGGCAGAAGAUUUCUUGAGGAGGCUACUGGCAGCUGAGAGGAAAGAAGAGCAGCAUCUUGAGGAGCCAGACAAUGAUGUCCCGUUGGAUUAUUCCAGGCCCAAAGUGACUCAGCAACAUAGGAACCUGCUAUGGUCCCAGAAGGAGAUCAACGUGGACUUCAGUUCCUCAAGGAGGUCCUAUCCAAAUUACAAUGAAGUCAGAAGGAGCAGGAAGAGGAGUCUGGAGCGGGAACAUCCAAAGCAAGCUGAACGUUGCCCAAAACCCCGGGGAAGACCCCCAAAGGCCUCUCCCUAUCCGAUGAAGCAGGAACGGCGUCGCUCAGAGAGGCUGCGAAGGCCCAGUCCCUCUCCCCCUCUGGAAAAGGCCCGCAAGAAAAUCCGCGGGGCUUCGCUUCCUCCGCCAAAAGUCCGAGACAGGACGACGAUCUGCCCAGACUGUGGGAAGAGCUGCUCUGGCCUCUCAAGCUUCCGGAGGCACCACGCCAAUCACACGGGGGAGAAGCGCUACGAAUGCUGCUUUUGCGGGCGGGGCUUCUCCUGGCGGUCUGACCUGGCUCGGCACGAGUGCGUCCACACGGGAAAGAAGCCGCACGAGUGCCAGUUCUGUGGGGAAGGGUUUGACCGCAAGUGGCAACGGGAGAGGCACGAGCUGGUGCAUGCAAAGGCCGGAAGAAAGCUUUGAUUCUAGCAGAGAUGGAGCAGGGAGAGGCCUCCUUGAGAGUCUUUAUGUCUGUGUGUGUGUGUGUCCCCCAAAUUAGCCAUAUUUGAUUUAGAGCUGGUUUAUAUGUGCAGACACCAGGGGUCUCUUCUUAUCAAAGGACAUUCAGGGCUUUUUUUUGUAGCAGAAACUCCUUUGCAUAUUAGGCCACAACCCCUGAUACAGCCAAUCCUUCUGGAGCUUACAGUAGGCCCUGGAAUAAGAGCCCUCUAAGCUCUUGGAGGGUGGGCUACAUCGCGGGUGUGUGGCCUAAUAUGCAAAGGCGUUCCUGCUACAAAAAAAGCUGUGGUCAUAGGGGUGAGGUUUGUGGGAGCUUCUGUGACUACAUUUUCUUGUUAGCUGCACUCUGGGUACCGAUUCCCCCAUCUCUGCCAUUAUAUUACUUGCAGGAGUUGCAGAGCCUGUUCAGCAAUAGAUGAGCAGAGGAAAAUUUGCACUGGUGGGAGAGAAAAAAACUGGGGGGGUGGGAAAUCAACCCCAUUGAAUAGAUUAGACCAGGGGUGGCCAACGGUAGCUCUCUAGAUGUUUUUUGCCUACAACUCCCAUCAGCCAGGCAAAAAACAUCUGGAGAACUACCGUUGGCCACCCUUGGAUUAGACCAUUUUUACUCAUUCUGCAGGAAGUGAUUCAAAAUAUAUCACUGUCCAGCCCUCCUUUGGAAACUACUCCAUUCAUGAAAUGGUUCUUUUAUGGGUCAGAACGGCACCCGCCAUUCAUUAACGUGCCAGAUUAUUUCAGUGAACUGGUCCUUGAUAAACAAAGGUUGGAUCUACACGUAGUUGCAUUUUGUGCCAUCGUUGCCUGGAUUUCUCCUCCUGUUAGAAAAAUCCAGGAGGAGAAAUAUUUCAAGCAGAGCACUGCCCAGUUAUGUGUGAAUCCUGCCAAAGGGACAAGAAUUCUCAAAAAAAACCAAAACCCAACCACCAACUAGUACCCUAUUUUUGGCUUCUCUCCAAAUUUUUCAUCCAUCCCUAUGUAUUUCUGAACCAUGUUAAGCUUUUUAAAUCUAUAUUUUUAAAAAGGUGUGAAAUAGGGAAAGGCUGUUUGGGAAUAGCUAGGGUCUCAUUAACCGCACUUGCCUCCCGAAACGUAGGAUUUAUUUUCUUUUUUCUUUUUGCAGGCUCUACUUUGAUUUCCAUUGUAGUGUUUUUUGCAUAAUAUGGGGCCAGAUAACAGUUUUAGGGGCAGACGGGUAGUCAGGUUUGGGGUUAUAGGUACAGCAUUAAAGAAGUUGUCCCUUCCCAUCUGUGUAUUGUUUCUCUGAUAGAAAAGCCAUUUCCAAAAAAUGCUGCCAUUUUCCAUGUUGCAACUAAUAGCAGUUUGGGAGGGGGCAAUGAAAUUGAGGAAGGAUUACCCACCACUUGACCAUAGCCUGAUCCGAAUCCGGCCCUUUGGCUCCAUGAUGGCAAAGGAAAUGUCAGGUGUUUGGGACAUGGAUCUCCCACUUUAAAGAAGUGUUUGACCCUUUUGGUUUGUGUUUUUAAUUUUUUCGGGGGGGGGCCAAACCCACUCCUUCCUAAUAAAAAAGUCAGCAUUUUCUGUCAGAGCUAUUUUUCGCUGCAUGGCUCUAGAUCUCAUGAUCGAUUGGGUGGAGAACGGUCUCCAGAGCGUUUGACUAUCACUACUUCUUUGCUGACUAAGAUGUAAUUUCAGCUGCUAGCAACUGCAAUGUAGUAUUACUCUGUUCUCUCUUCCCACUCUUUUGAGGCAGUCACAGUUUAUAUAAUAAUCUUUUAUCAGUCCUUCUCCCGUGAAAUCUGGAUAAAGUGGGUUUCUCCCCCCCCCCCUUUGUUUAAAUACUGGAUCAGUACAAAAUUGAGCUCGCUAAACUGUGGCUCGUGCCUGUUUUUGGAGAAGAUUGAAACAGAUUUUGUUGUCGAGUUCUGCUGUUAUGGAUUUUGCAUUGUUUGGACCUGUUUGAGGUUUUUAAUGGUAUAACCGUAUUUAAAAUUGCCUUUUAUAGUGUUCUAACUCACAUAAGUUGAAAGUUUGUACUUUUAAUGCAUGUAUUUUUGUAACAAACCAAUUGUGUUCUUUUAUGCUAUUAAAGAUCAGAUUUGUUCAGUA
Messenger RNA from Heteronotia binoei (common prickly gecko), 3814 nucleotides. RefSeq names its product zinc finger and SCAN domain-containing protein 16-like. The record is from RefSeq and is a predicted model, not a curated record. NCBI's taxonomy places the organism in Eukaryota, Metazoa, Chordata, Lepidosauria, Squamata, Gekkonidae. The transcript has 4 exons. Bases 329 to 1711 code for a protein of 460 amino acids.